AUGCCGCGGGGAUCGACGCCUACCUCUUAUCGAGAGCUGUAUCAAGGCCCUGCUCCCUCGCCCCGCGUGGCCAAUCGGAGGCGCGCAAUAGCGGCGCCGUCCCGCCAUUGGUUUGAUACGCUUUUGAUCGCGCCGCCCUUCUCGAUCCGCGGCUUGAUCAAUCACAAUUACCCGCUUAUAUCGAUGCUGCGUCCCACCGGCUUCGCUCCGGCUACAAUGCAGUUUGGUCUCUGCACU
Molecule: messenger RNA, 237 nt
Organism: Iphiclides podalirius (scarce swallowtail)
Lineage: Eukaryota; Metazoa; Arthropoda; Insecta; Lepidoptera; Papilionidae
Source: the annotation of a GenBank genome assembly